AAUGGGGACGCAGGAGGAGCUGUUGGUGUUUAUCUGGUCCAAUGGGCCGCUAGAGUUUAUCGACGCCAGCGACYCCCUCAAGCCCUUCAGACAAUACCAGUACAGUGUACAUGCCCACAACUCCCGCGGCUCUGCUCGCAGCCAAUGGGCUUCAGCUGUCACCAUGGAGGCGGGUCCAGAGGACAUUGCUCCUCCUAUUGUCACACCGACAAGUGCGUACUCAGUACAGUUGAACUGGACACAGCCUGGACAACCCAAUGGAAGGAUUUCACAGUAUCGCCUGGUGUACAGAAAACAGCACACAGACCCCACACUCAACACCUCUACUAUUACUGCGUUGACGGUACCGGGAAGUACUCUCCUGUCCAGUGUGUAUGGCUUGGAGGCGUUCAGUGUGUACAGUGUGCGUGUGGAAGCAGUGAACGGGGCAGGCAGUGUAUCCAGUCCCUGGGUCAGCAUUAGAACCCUGGAGGCAUCGCCUGCCGGUCUGGCUAACUUCAGUCUGGAGCAGAGAGAGCAGGGCCGGGCCCUUCUGUUAACCUGGGACACGCCUCAUACACCCAACGGUGUUAUCACGAGUUAUAACAUCUACAGUGAGGGAAACCUGGAGUUCAGUGGUCUGUCUCGCCAGUUCCUGUUCCGACGAUUAGAACCCUUCACCCUCUACUCUCUGGUUCUAGAGGCCUGUACCUCCGCAGGCUGCACCCGUACCCCCCCUCAGUCUGUUACUACGGCGGCAGCCCCCCCGGGCGCCCAGCCCGCCCCCAUACCCAGCGCUAUUGGCCCACACAGCGUAGAACUCACAUGGAGCCUGCCCACUCAUCCCAACGGACCAAUAGGAGAGUACAUCCUGCUGGGGCGGAGUCUGGAUGAUGGGAGGAGGGGGAACAACGAGGAAACAGCGCGGGCCAAGGUACUGUUCCGUGAGAGUUCCACCCAGGCUUCUAGUUUCUCCCAUACUGUGACAGGGCUGUGGCCCUGGACCCAAUAUCAGUUCAGCAUCCGUGUCCACAACCCCGCCGGACACGCAGACAGCCCCUGGGUUACCGUGACAACCAGACAGGCCCCCCCACAUGGCCUAACACCCCCCUCGGUUGUCCACGUGGAGGGGAACCCCUAUGAGCUCCUGGUGUCAUGGACCCCCCCACUGGAGAGUAACGGGGUGCUUCUGUCUUAUAGGAUCCAGAGAGACAACGUCAGUUUCUCCUUUAGUUUUGACCCCAGUGUUUUCAACUACACAGACGAGGACCUGUCUGCCUUCACCUCCUAUAGAUAUGCUAUUACAGCCUGUACUGCUGAGGGCUGUGUUACUAGUCCUGAAACACAGGUAAAGACACUGGAGGCUCCCCCCGCUGCAGUGGACUUUCCCACCAUAACCAGCAUCACAGCCGAUAGUAUCAACGUGUCCUGGACCGUUCCAUUAAUACAGAAUGGGGAGGUGACGCAGUACAUGCUGGAGGCCAACGGAAAGGAGGUUUACCGUGGGAGUGGCUUGUCUGUGGUGAUGUCAGAGCUGCGGCCGCACACACACUACCGCCUCGUCCUAUUGGCUUGUACCAACGGGGGUUGUACCCCCAGCACCCCUAUCAAGGCCCAAACCCUUGAUGCCCCCCCUCGUGGUCUAAAUCCCCCCUCCCUCAAAGUCACCGGCCCAGAGUCUCUCGAAAUCAUAUGGGGCGCACCGAAGCUCCCCAACGGUAUCAUCACAGGUUACGAGCUCCGCCGGGAUGGCCAGGUCAUUUACGUCGGGAUGGAAACGCGUUACCAUGACUUCACACUGUUGCCGAGCGUGGAGUAUGGCUACAGSGUAACGGCCAACAACAGUCGGGGAGCGGUGACCAGCUCUGUGGCCAAGGCCAGGACUCACCCGUCAGCUCCCUCUGGUGUUGGGCCUCCCACACUGCAGCCUCUGGGGCCUCGGCAGCUGAGGGUGGACUGGGAGCCCCCAGCGAGACCUAACGGGGUGAUCGUCAGCUACACGGUGUACCAGAGAGACCCGGCCCUGCCCUCAACACACAGCUUCCUGUAUGACCCAGAACACAGCGCCUUCUCCGGACGCUCCAUCAUACUGAAGCAGCUCACACCCUACCACAGGUACGAGGUGAGAGUGGAGGCGUGUACAGAGCUGGGCUGUGCCUCCAGUGACUGGGUCUCAGUGCUGACACUAGAGUCUCCUCCUACUGGCCAGUCCAUACCACUGCUGGAGCUACAGAGAGACGUCAGGGGCCUACAGACCGUCUUUCUGCUCUCUUGGCCCCCCCCGGCCCAGCCCAAUGGUAGAGUCCUACACUAUGAGGUUUAUAGGAGACUGGGUCAGAACACUGAGGUUAGCGGGGGUGCAGCAGCGCUGGUGUAUAGGAAUGAUUCCGCAACGUGCCGUGAUGCCGGUCUCCUGCCCUACACUGACUACCAGUACCAGGUUUGGGCGGUGAAUUCUGUUGGUCGUUCAGGAAGCCAAUGGGCCAAUGGGAGAACAGGUCCCGCCCCUCCUGAGGGUGUUGGCCCGCCAACCUUCCUGCGUAUCUUAGCAACCUCGGCUGUUGUUGACAUCCGCCCCCCUACAAGGCCCAAUGGCAUCGUCAGCCUUUACAGGGUGUUCUCAGAGGGCCCCAACGCUACACACACACUGCUUUCAGAGGGGAUAUCUCGUCAGCAGACCCUCCAUGGCCUGAGUCCAUACACUCAGUACUGGGUAGGAGUAGAGGCCUGUACCUGCUACCAGUGCUGCAGCCAGGGCCCCAUGAGUGAGCUGCGCACCCAGGCCUCCCCCCCAGCACAGCAGCCAUCCCCUCGACCAGUGGCUCUGACAUCACGCUCAGCACAGGUGGAGUGGGACGAACCGCUCGCCCCCAACGGACUCAUAGAGAGGUAG
Salvelinus sp. IW2-2015 is the source of this 2872-nucleotide messenger RNA. It is a transcript of the gene ush2a, whose product is annotated as Usher syndrome 2A (autosomal recessive, mild). The record is from RefSeq and is a predicted model, not a curated record. Gene Ontology annotation, molecular function: protein binding. Lineage: Eukaryota; Metazoa; Chordata; Actinopteri; Salmoniformes; Salmonidae.